Paramecium tetraurelia is the source of this 774-nucleotide messenger RNA. RefSeq lists its product as uncharacterized. The transcript has 4 exons. The record is from RefSeq and is a predicted model, not a curated record. NCBI's taxonomy places the organism in Eukaryota, Ciliophora, Oligohymenophorea, Peniculida, Parameciidae.
AUGUAAAACUAAAAUAAGUCAUUUUUUGAUUAAGAAACCUGUUUGGCUGAAAUUGAAUUACCAUCUGAAUGGAGACCUUAAUUCUUGAAGUGGACAAAAAAGUUAGAAAAAUAGGAUAAAUAUUAAGAGAAAUUAAAGGCAAGUUUAGAAAUAAAAAACAAUGAAUAUUUCUUAAUUUUAGAAGAUGAAAAAUAAUCAUUUAGAAUGAAUAUAAGCGAAUUAAAAUAACCAAUGAAUAAAUGCAACUUAUUAAUACCAUCACCUCCUUAUAAUGAUUCACGAGAUGUUUAAAAUAUAGGUGUCUUGCCCUACAAAGCAAAAGCAAAAAUUGAGAAUGAUCAAAAAGAUGCUAGAAAUUAUCUAAACUCAAAUUUCUCCAGCAGCCAUGAAAUUGAAAAAAGUGAAAGUGAGAAGGAAUAUUGGGAAUAUUAAGUUUAUGAUAGACUCCAAUUGUCUCAUAAAGAUAUUAAAUAACCAUAGCAAGUUAUGGAGAAACCACCUGUAGAAGUUUAAGACACAUAAACUUUAAAGAUAAAUUUAAUUGAAUUCUUGAGAACUAAGGGGGAGAGUGGAGCUAAUAUUUAAGAAAUAAAGAAAUAUUAUAAAUUCCAAAAUUUUUCAGAAAAAAAUAUUAAGGAUACACUAAAAACUUUUGCAAAUACAACUACUAGGGCUAGUAAAUUAAUUUAUUUUUUACCUUCUACAUUGUAAAAUUGAAUGCUUGAGUUAAACGAUUCUAUACAUAAAUAAUUAAAUUUUAAUAAUUCUUUUCAA